GGAACGGUUACUGCCGCAGCUUAUUUUGAUGGGAUUGGGCUUCGCUGAACUGCAUCACGUAGACUGGCCUCAACGUCCCUUGUCCUGGUGGCAAAGGCAAUACUACCAAACGCGCUGGCAUCAGCGGAUGCGCUUUACGACAACCCCCCGACCAGGAGCAACACCGGAAUGGCAUGAGCUGCGAAUGGUUUACCCAUGCUAUUGCUAUAAGCCCGAUAAAGACUCGAAUACGGAACAGUAUGAGAAAUUCUUGGUCGAGAACAAAGAUAUAUUUAUUUUGAAUAAAUAAUAAUAAUAUUCCAGGGCUAAGCCGAAA
Molecule: messenger RNA, 316 nt
Organism: Scaptodrosophila lebanonensis
Lineage: Eukaryota; Metazoa; Arthropoda; Insecta; Diptera; Drosophilidae
Exons: 2
Coding region: 29-289 (86 amino acids)
Source: RefSeq, a predicted model, not a curated record